UACUUCGGGGGCAUGCGCAAAACUGUCAAACUGACAAAAAUGUAAUAAAAGCAUUUUUGCAUCUCCGUGAAAUGUGAAAAUAAAAUAUUUUGUAUCAAAAUUAAGCCAGAAAAUGGAAGAAAAAUUGCGAGCUAUUAAAGUGCGUGCCGUUUAUGGUAAACGUAUUGUUGAAGGAAUGUAUUAUCCUGACUUGCCAUCAGAUGGAGAGGAUGCAGAGCUUGAGAAGCCAACAAGUGCUCCGGAAAGCAAGAAAAAAGAUCCUAAUACAAGGCCUAAUAAAUGCCCUCACUGUACGAAAACAUUUAAAUUUCCUUAUGAGGUACGAAGGCAUUUGGAAAGUCAUAGGGAGAAGGAUGAACGAUAUGGCCUAAAGUGUCAAAGAUGCAGACUUGUUUUUCCUUGGAAUGAAAGAGAAUUCUAUGAAGCUCAUCUCAAGACUCAUCCUGAAAUUGAGAAGGAGGAGCAGGAAAGACAAGAAAAUAUAAAGAAGCCAGUGGUUGUUAAUGAAUAUCUCGACAGUUCUGAUGAAUCUUCCGAUGAAGAGGUCUGUGUCAUAAAAGUACCUUCGAAUGAGAGACAAACUCCUAAACCAAAAUCCUUACCUCCCCUCACGCCAAUUUCAUACAAAGGAGAGAUGAUUAAAGAUUCAAAAGGAAAUAUUUUUUACAAAUGCACUAAAUGUCCGAAAAAUUUUGAAAAUGCACAAAAAAUUGCAGUACAUCAACUACUUCAUUUGAAGCCUGAUAAUGAGAUCCUGUGUCAAAUUUGCAAUAAGUCUUUAUCAUCAAGGGACCUCUACAAACGGCACAUAGAACAGCAUGUUGCAAAAUUGGCAGCUUCUUCAAGUACAAAGACUAAAAAUUCCCAGACUGAAGUAAUUCACCUAGGUCCUAGUGGAAGGUUCGUGUGCCCUACGUGCCUGCAGGAAUUUAAAUUUAGGCAGUACCUCUUCAAUCAUAUGGUUGUUCACAAUGGAGAGAAAACUUUUGAAUGCGAUAUUUGUCACUUGGCAUUCAAAACCCCCCGAAGUCUCGCAGUACACUAUAAAAUUCAUAAAAAUGAUAAGAAAAUUUUCAAAGAGACGAAAAGCAAUAAUAAGCUUGAUGGAAAAUGUCCAUACUGCGAAAAAGUCUUAUCGAGUGAACGACUGAAAAAAGCGCAUAUCCUAAAUGAUCAUAGAGGAUUCCCGAUAACAAUUAAAAAUUUCCCAGUGGCUUGCAAAAUCUGCAAAGAAAUGUGUGAUAAUCGAAUUGAUCUCAUAGAACACGUCAAGCAGCAUCCGGAUAUUUUGCCUUUUGAAUGUGCACACUGUUGGCAGAGAUUUCGUGAUAAAUUCUCAUUGAAAGUCCAUAUAAUAGAUACUCAUAGAAGGAGAAAAAUGAAUUAAAACUUGAGGAGUAUUCAAUAUGGUCAUGUAUCAAAAAUAGAUUUGUCAUGAAAAUAAAUUGAUAAAGUUUAA
Messenger RNA from Lutzomyia longipalpis, 1459 nucleotides. Its product is annotated as PR domain zinc finger protein 5-like. The coding region runs from base 113 to 1387 and encodes 424 amino acids. NCBI's taxonomy places the organism in Eukaryota, Metazoa, Arthropoda, Insecta, Diptera, Psychodidae. The transcript has 5 exons. The record is from RefSeq and is a predicted model, not a curated record.